Molecule: messenger RNA, 1710 nt
Organism: Paramecium primaurelia
Lineage: Eukaryota; Ciliophora; Oligohymenophorea; Peniculida; Parameciidae
Source: the annotation of a GenBank genome assembly
AUGAUUUUAUUUGAAGCAAUAAAUACUGUUACAAAUUAUUUAAAAUAUGGAUCCGAUUUUAAAGAAAGAUAAAUUUUUAAUAAGGACUGGACAAAAAUAGAAGGAAGAGAAAGUUACAGGAUUUCAAAUUUAUUGUUAUUCUAAAAAGCAACUUUUAGUAUUUAAAUUAAUGAAGAAGGAACUGUUAUUUAUUAAAAGGAUGGCUCUAUUCUUUUUAUGUAACUAUUAAACUAUGAUUUAGAGAUUACAAGGAUACUCUAAAUUAAACCAAAAAUUUAGAGUAAAUUAAAUAUUUAAGAUGGCAUGGUUAGUAUAAUAAUCUGUAAUAAAAAAUUGGAAAAUGGUAUGCUUUAUGGAAAGGUGAAAAUUUAGAAGCAGGAGGAUAUUAUUGCGAUUAAGGAUUAAAAACAGGUGAAUGGAUUGAACUUUUUGAAAAUUUUUGGGAGUAAUCUUAUCUAAAUUAAAAUAGCAAAUCAUAAGUAACUUUUAGAGGAUAAUAUUUUGAUGAUAUUAAACAAGGAAAAUGGUAAAUAUAUUAUUUAGAUUAAAAAUUAAAAUAAAUCGCCAAUAUGUAAGAAUGUAAAAUUAAAUCUUUAUAAGUGGUGGAGGCUAUUAUGAUUAAGAGGCUAUUAAAUAAGGGUAUUGGAUAGAGUUACAUAAGAACUUUUAUAAGUAAUUAAAAUAUGAUAAUAUUAUCAGUGGAAGACAAAUUGUUUAUAAAGGAAUUUAUUAUAAUGACGCAAAAGAAGGUUAGUGGGACAUUUUUUUUCGAAGUUACUUUGAUAAUCGUUUUAAAAAAAUGUAAACGCUUAUAAUACUCUUAGAGGAGGAGGUGUUUAUAACAGAGAAGGAUAAAAAAAUGGAAAAUGGGUGGAGGAAAGUGAAAAUUUUUGGAAGUAAGAGUAAUGAAAUUAAUUUUAGUGGAUGCUAGAUUUUAGAAUAAGGAGAAUAUAAAAAUGGGUUAAAAAUUGGAAUUUGGGAGUCUCUAUUAAAGGAAUAUAAAGAUGAUCAUUAUAAAUUAAUGUAUAAUGUUUCAAAAUUAUUAUAUUCUUAGAUGUCUAGGAUGUUAUGACAAUGAUAUAAAAAAUGGAAAGUGGACUGAAAUUCAUGAAAAAUUUAUGAGGUAUAAUAUUAUUAUAGUUUUAUUCAUUCUAAACGUUCUGAAUGCAAAAUAAUGAAUGUAGGAAAUUAUAUUAAGGGUCUUAAAAUAGGAAGGUGGAAAAUUAUAGAUUAAUUAACUUAUAAUGUUAUGUAACAGAAUCUAAUCAUAUUGUAGUGGAGGAGGUGAUUUCGAUGAAUGCGGAUAGAAAACAGGUAUUUGGCUAGAAGUAGAAGAUUAUGGAUAAUAAUUAAGAACUUAUUAUUUUUUUAGAUUUAUAUCAAAGAUUUCAUUCGAAGGAAGAUAUAUAAACGGAAAAAAAGUUGGAAAAUGGCAAAUUAAUUAUGAUAAUAAGAUAAUGUAUUAUAAAAUUAGAUUAUUANUUUAUAGAAAUAAUUUAUUAUUAAACUUAAUUGUUAAUAAAAAUAGUCUUAUUUUAUGGACAUAUCUGCUAAUUAUUUAUUUUUUGCAUCGACUUCUUUAGGAGUAUAUUUAAAAAUUUAUAUUCAGAAUAGUUAAAAUUAUGAUCUUAGAAAUGAAAUUUAUUCUGAUUCCUUUUUUUAACUAAAAUUGUAAUAAUUAGCAAAUUAGAAUCUAUAUAAUUUUAAUGA